This is a messenger RNA of Ipomoea triloba (trilobed morning glory), 3062 nucleotides long. RefSeq names its product protein transport protein SFT2-like. The record is from RefSeq and is a predicted model, not a curated record. NCBI's taxonomy places the organism in Eukaryota, Viridiplantae, Streptophyta, Magnoliopsida, Solanales, Convolvulaceae. Bases 157 to 858 code for a protein of 233 amino acids. Gene Ontology annotation, cellular component: membrane. Gene Ontology annotation, biological process: vesicle-mediated transport. The transcript has 5 exons.
GGUUUUUAUCUCGGUGAAGGUUCAUUACGUUCCGAUCCGAUCUGAUCCGGGCGCUCCAUCUUCGACUGGAGAAGUACAAGCAACGAAACCAGUGGUGUCGCGUCGUAGUCUUCGUUAAAGCAGCUCCGGCUCCUUGAUAGAUAUUCCGGUUACGAAAUGCAGAAGUGGUUUUCAGGGUCCAGCGCCGGCGAUGAUGCUCGGCAGCAGCAGCAAACGACUGCCACGUCUUCUCCGUCUCUCUUGGCCGAUUGGAACUCAUAUGCUUCCACAAAAGCGUCUGAUGCCGACGGCGCGAGUAGUUCCCUCAUUGGCGCAUUCGAUCUCGAAGCUGCUGUGCGCUCCGCAAACGACACCGUCUCUGGUACUUUCAACGUAGUUUCAAAAGGAGUGAGAGACAUACCAGGGAGUUUGCAGUCUGCCACCAGUAAUAUUCCCUCUGGAAAAGCGCUCAUGUACUUUGGCUUAUUUCUAGCAACUGGAGUCUUCUUCAUUUUCAUGGCAUUUGCUUUGUUCCUUCCUGUUAUUGUGUUGAUGCCUCAGAAAUUUGCUAUUUGCUUCACUCUUGGAUGUUCUUUCAUCAUCGGGUCAUUCUUUGCCCUUAGAGGUACAAAGAAUCAGUUUGCCCACAUGUCAUCAAAGGAGAGACUUCCUUUUACACUGGGGUUUUUAGGCAGCAUGAUAGGCACUCUUUAUGUGUCUAUGGGGCUCCAUAGCUAUAUCCUUUCUGUUCUCUUCUCUGUGAUUCAGGUUAUGGCAUUGCUGUACUAUGCAGUUUCAUAUUUUCCUGGUGGAUCUACUGGACUUAAGUUUCUAUCAUCAUCUAUGGUUUCUUCAGUAUUGAAAUGCUUUGGAAGGUGACAUUAGCAAAAAUGUUUCUGGGAGAUCUUUUUUAAUGAAGUUUUAAAAGAAGCAUGUCUGUAACUGGUCUAGGGUCCAUAUCUUUUUGUUGGUAGGCUGACUGUUUCUCAACUCUGUAAGCAUCCAAUUUUUUCCCAGAAUUAUGUGUCACUCGUUGUAUAUUCUGUUUUUGGCAUUUGAGUAUUGAUUGAGUCAUUAUUUUCAGUUAAAGCAAAUUAGCAGUCCAUAGAAAGUUAAAACAUGAUGGCAUGAUGCAACAACUUUCCGCAUACAAAAACUUAGCACAGAAUGUAGACCAAGUAUAAAGUCAAAAUAUUAUAGGCAUCGUUGAAUCAGGCUGAUCUAUAUCUAGCUGCCCAGUUUUUGUAGGGUGUCAAAGCAUAUAACUGAUGAUACCCCUCCAGCCAUCCAAGAGCUUGAUGCUGAUGUUGGCAGUAUAUCAGACCAAAAAAGAAAAGCCUUUGUAGAGCCUCAAAAGAAAAGAGAAAAAGAAAACUUCCUCAAGAGUUCUAAGUUUCUAACUAGUAAACUAACCAAGAAAAGUAAAGGAAGUCAUAUUUGCUUAAAAGAAAAUGUGGACUCUGGCUUGAAUCCUUUUCUGAUUCUGGCAUAAUCCUAGAAAGGGCAUCAUUUUGAUUUGAGUUUCUCAUUGAAGCUUCCAUGCAUAAAAGAUGUGGCAGAAGUCUGUGCUUGGGUAAUCUUCAUCAGCAUCUGUUAGACUGUUACUGGCUUCGUCUUUGUUGGUACUUUGCUUGAAAAUGAAAAUCCCAGGCCCAGCAUUGGCACUAUCAUAUAGCCAAUCAUGCACAUCCCAGAACACCUCUACUGGUACAUCAUCUACUGUUAUUGUCUCAUUACCCCUGAAUCUCCAAUGCAGAUUCACAAUUCGAAUACACUCCAUCCCAUCAACACUAAUCCACAUCUCGGGCUCAGUGCCUGACAUGGCAGACUCUAUGACGAUGAUAUGUUCCUUUUUCCUUUGCCCUAACAGUGUUCUGGUGGAAAAGCAUGUUUUUGCACAUGCACUUUCCUUCUUGUGCACUAGGGCUGCACCCACCAGGGAUGGCUUUGACUUGGUUCUUUGCACAGCUUCUUUCUCUUGAUCACCUAGCAAUAACACCAACUCUCCUCCUAUCGCUAAUGCAACAUAGUAGUUUGAUACAGCUUCAGGGCUGCUGGAGAAUUUUGCAGACUUUACAUCCCAAUAAAUGUCUAGUCGUUUUCCAUCUACCUUGAAGGUCUUGUAACCCUUUUUUCCCCAGAACUGCCAGGUUUUGAGGUCAAUUUUGCAGGUAUAGUGGUUUUCUUCAUAAGUGUUUUCUACAACGACGAAGAGGGUGUGGCUGACCAGAUUCUUGGACCAGGUAAUUGUAAUGCUGCGAAAUAAAUCUGCAAUCUUGGCUACGUAAAUACAGAAAAUACUACACCAUCUAGUUGUACAGACAGAUACUAUUAAGCAUAUCAAUAUUACCACUACUCCUGAUACAGAAAAUACUGCACCAUGCACAGGAGUCAAGUGGUAGACAAAACACGCAACAACAGAGAAUUCAACUAUGAUGGGAGGUAUACUCGAUCUGCUAUUGCUUUCGUUAUGAGGUUAGACUAUUCGAGUUUACAUGUUAUUUGUGUAUCCUCUGCUCCCUUCUCAUCUGAUUGGUCUCUGAUUCAUACUCAAAUUCCAAUGGCAGUUUGAGCAUUCUCAAAUACUUGAAAACAAAAUCUCAUAUUUGCAACCUGAUAUCUGAAUGUUCAUACCCCAGCCCCACAGAACUUGAGCUUUUUUCAACAAAUUUUGCAGAACUACAAAGGGUAUCAUGCAAUCAUGCAUGACAAAUCAUGAUAACACACCCAUCUUCACCCAUACGCGGAUUCACAUUGGAAAACAUCUUUAUCUUAUGAUAAAAAAAAAAAAAAAGUUGGCUCUUUUUGUUUCCCCCCUCCUUUUUGGUUGCAGAUUAUGAUAUAUUGGCACAACUGCGAGGAAUGAGAAAGAUUGAUGUUACCUUGGCAAAAAAUGUGAUCUUGAAUCCUGGUGAUGAUCGAAGCUGAUGAAUUUCCAACAUAAACAAAUCUUGCCUGAAAUGCAGAAAAGAGAAUUUAACAAGCAGCCUUAUCCAUUUAUGUAUCAGAAAUUCAGAAUUUCUCUGCAGAUGGAAGAUGGGAUUGAUUGAAGAUUUGUGAAGAAGAGGGGGUGAAUCAUGAAA